CUUUCAUCACUUGAUGGACAUCUAUAUAUAUUCUAAUCUAUAAUACCCCUGCAAAAGACUCACUUUUUCCCAAGCCAAAUUUUCCCUGUGUCGAUUGGAGGCAAUGAUUUAAAAGAAAGUCUUGAGAUUCCUUGAAAGAGCUUGAGCUGCCCUCAAAUGGCUGUUCAUCGACUUCCUCUUCCAAAAUCCACUUUCAGAAGUGGAAUUCUCUCAUCAAAAUUCACAUCUUCAACUCCUUUACUUCCUACUAAUUUCAAUUCUUUCAAACUUCACACUAUCUACUCGCCUUCAAAUACCGCCCUUCGAUUCCUCCAGACCCAGUCUACUCCAGGACCUCUUUACGAUCCUGUCUCUUCUUCGGUCUCUCCUUCGGAUUCCUUUCUACUGGAAAAAAUUUUGUUCAGCUUGAAGCAGAAUAAUGUAAGUUAUUUGCGCGAUUCUCUUUUACGCCUGAGCCCUUCUCUUUUACUCCAAGUUCUCUUUAGGUGUCGUGAAGAUUUACAUUUGGGCUUAAAAUUCAUUGGCUUAGUUUCUUAUUAUUUCCCGAAUUUCAAGCAUUCCUCACUUUCUUUGAGUGCAAUGGUUCAUUUUUUAGUGCGCGGCAGGAGGCUCUCAGAAGCCCAAGCUUGCAUUCUUAGGAUGGUGAGGAAAAGGGGGGUCUCACGAGUUAAGGUCGUCGAAUCCUUAAUUUCGACGUGUUUUAAUUUCGGGUCGAUUGGUUUGGUUUAUGAUUUGUUAGUAAGGACUUAUGUGCAAGCUAAAAAGUUAAGAGAAGGGUCUGAAGCAUUUCAAAUUUUGAGGAGAAAAGGAGUUUCUGUUUCUAUAAAUGCUUGUAACAAGCUCCUUGGUGGUCUUGUGAGGACUGGGUGGGUUGAUUUAGCUUGGGAAAUAUACGGGGAAGUUGUGAGAGGGGGUAUUGAGUUGAAUGUUUAUACACUCAAUAUUAUGGUUAAUGCUCUAUGUAAAGACCGCAAAUUUGAGAAUGUGAUGUUCUUCUUAUCAGAUAUGGAAGAAAAAGGAGUUUUUGCUGACAUUGUGACAUAUAAUACACUCAUCAGAGCUUACUGUCGUGAAGGACUUGUUGAAGAAGCAUUCCAAUUGUUGAAUUCAUUCUCCAGUAGGGGUAUGGAACCAGGCGUUCUAACUUAUAAUGCUAUCUUAGUUGGCCUGUGUAAGGUAGGUAAGUAUGACAGGGCAAAGGGUGUUUUAAUUGAGAUGUUGCAACUUGGAUUAACGCCUAAUGCUGCUACAUAUAACAUAUUGCUAGUUGAGAUUUGUCGAAGAGACAAUAUUUUAGAAGCUCAAGAGAUAUUUGAUGAAAUGUCACGUCAUGGUGUUCUUCCUGAUCUGGUUAGUUUUAGUUCUCUGAUUGGUGUGCUUGCGAGGAAUGGACAUCUUUCUCAGGCUUUGAUGUAUUUUAGGGAGAUGGAAAGAUCUGGUCUAGUACCUGAUAAUGUUAUUUAUACUAUUCUUAUAGAUGGGUUUUGUCGAAAUGGUGCUCUUUCAGAUGCUUUGAAAAUGCGGGAUGAGAUGCUUGCUCGUGGGUUUUUCAUGGAUGUGGUUACAUAUAAUACUUUUUUGAAUGGAUUCUGCAAGAAGAAGAUGCUUGCGGAUGCAGAUAUGUUAUUUAAGGAAAUGGUCGAGAGAGGUAUGGUUCCGGACUUUUAUACUUUCACCACACUCAUUCGUGGAUAUUGCAAGGAUGGAAAUAUGGAUAAAGCACUGAAUUUGUUUGAAACAAUGGUUCGUUCAAACCUCAAGCCAGAUAUAGUGACAUACAAUACGUUGAUUGAUGGCUUUUGCAAAGCAGGCGAAAUGGAAAGGGCCAAGGAGUUGUGGGAUGAUAUGAUCAGGAAAGAUAUUCUCCCCAACCACAUUUCCUAUGGAAUUGUAAUAAAUGGUUUUUGUAGUUCAGGCCUUUUACCUCAGGCUUUGCAUUUGUGUGACCAGAUGGUUGAAAAGGGCAUCAGACCCAAUCUCGUCACUUGCAAUACUUUAAUUAAGGGAUACUGCCGGUCCGGUGACAUGCCAAAGGCUUAUGAAUAUUUGAGCAAAAUGAUAUCAAAUGGAAUAAUUCCUGAUAGCAUCUCAUAUAAUACUCUUAUUGAUGGAUAUUUGAAAGAAGAGAACCUAGAAAAAGCUUUUGUAUUGAUUAAUGAGAUGGAAAAACGAGGGCUUCAACUUAAUGUUAUUACAUACAAUUCAAUUUUGAAUGGAUUCUGUGCCGAAGGAAGAAUGCAAGAGGCUGAGCAUGUAUUAAGGAAAAUGAUUGAGAUUGGCAUAAAUCCGGACAGAGCCACGUACUCUUUUCUGAUAAAUGGUCAUGUCAGCCAAGACAAUAUGAAGGAGGCAUUUCGUUUCCAUGACGAAAUGCUCCAACGAGGACUGGUGCCUGAUGAUAGAUUUUAAAUUUGCACUUCAAUGGAUGCAUGUCGACUAUUUAAUGAAGGCAAAGGAUACUUCACAUUUAAUCUGAACCUGAAUGCUGAUACCUUUGCUUUGAUGGAUUUGACUCCUUUUGCUAACCCCCCCACCUCCUUUUUGGUAAAGAGGAGAGAAAAACUUGUGGGCAAGAGUUGAUCACGAGUCGGGUUAAUCAUCACAAAGAGAUUGGAUUGUAAAGGAGCCAUUUGAUCCUGGCAGCCAAAACAUUUUUGUUGUUGCAUCGAGGAAUGCAAGAUACAGGGAGUCAAAAGAGGGACAUGAUUCAUGUAGAUCAAUCUCCCAAAAGGUAUUAUAAAGCCAAGGUCCCAAUUGUUUGUUGCUAAGUUCUAAAUUCCAAAAAUCUUUAAUAGGGGAUGAGGAAAGCCAAGACAGGUAUAUUCACUCGUGGUCGUUUUCACAAUUCUUCAAUCCAAAAGACAGCAGCUACUACCGUCAGUUUGAAUCCACCAUAAAGGAAGCCUGAAACGUGAAAUCAAGCCUAUCUGCGUUCUUCGCUAGCUUGACUAUCGGUGAAUACUGUAACGUUCCAACAAUUAAGGUUGUGCACCUCACAUGUACGGUGUCACCACCUUAUACAGCUUAAUGAUUGUGUGCGUUCGACGACACCACUAGUUGUUAGUCUCCAUGUGUGGUCCAACGGGAUCACUCCGUUUAGGAAAAGGUCUUGGAAAUGAAAAGUUGGGGAGCAAUAGGAAGGACCCAUGACAUGCCAUAUGAGGAAUCAAUUCUGUUUCUAUUUUUUAUUCAUUCGUUUUUAGUCUUCUUGAUUUUAAACAUUUUAUUUAUUUUCUUUAAAAUUAGUUAAAACCAGCUCGAGCUUGUUUUUGUGGUAUUUUUUUUUACGAUUUCAUCAAAUUAUGUUUUACGAUCAUGUACAUUAUGUUUUAUUUUGCUACAAUGACACUUACUUAUCUAUGGCCUCUAGCUCGUUUUAUUUAGUCA
Cucumis melo (muskmelon) is the source of this 3387-nucleotide messenger RNA. Its product is annotated as pentatricopeptide repeat-containing protein At5g01110. Gene Ontology annotation, molecular function: protein binding. The coding region runs from base 157 to 2409 and encodes 750 amino acids. The transcript has 5 exons. Lineage: Eukaryota; Viridiplantae; Streptophyta; Magnoliopsida; Cucurbitales; Cucurbitaceae. The record is from RefSeq and is a predicted model, not a curated record.